Messenger RNA from Bufo bufo (common toad), 1935 nucleotides. RefSeq names its product ovarian cancer G-protein coupled receptor 1-like. Gene Ontology annotation, cellular component: membrane. Bases 30 to 1070 code for a protein of 346 amino acids. Gene Ontology annotation, molecular function: G protein-coupled receptor activity. NCBI's taxonomy places the organism in Eukaryota, Metazoa, Chordata, Amphibia, Anura, Bufonidae. The transcript has a single exon. The record is from RefSeq and is a predicted model, not a curated record. Gene Ontology annotation, biological process: G protein-coupled receptor signaling pathway.
UGCAGCACAACAGGCCCCGUGGUGCGACAAUGUGUAACGAGACCGUAUCGUGCCCAUUCCCAGAAAAAUAUGAAGCCAUCCUGUUCCCUAUCAUCUACAGCAGCGUCUUUAUCGUGGGACUACUGGGUAACUUAACAGCCAUCGGAGUAAUAGUCCAGCUUAUCAAGAAGAAGAACAUUUUGGGAGUCUACCUGGCCAACCUUUGCACCUCUGAUCUCAUGUACAUCUUCACCCUCCCCAUCUGGAUAGUCUACACUGCCAAGGAGGAUUGGGUUUUUGGGAACCUUACCUGUAAAAUAGUGGGCUUCUUCUUCAACUCCAAUCUCUAUACCACCAUCGCCUUUCUCAGUUGUAUAGCCAUAGACCGCUUUAUUGCCACCGUUUUUCCUCUACGCUCAAGGAUUAUUCGGAGCAUGAAGAAGGCGUUGAUAACUUGUGUGAUGGUGUGGCUCGUUAUCCUCGGAUCCCACUGCUAUUUCUUGGGCAGAAAUGAUCUGUUUAUAUCAAGCCAAAAUGUGGAACUCUGCUAUGAGAAGUAUCCCAUGGAGCACUGGAUGGCUCACCUCAAUUAUUUUAGGAUCUUUGUGGUGUUUCUUAUCCCGUUAAUUCUUCUAGUUUUCUCCUACUGCUCCAUCAUCCGUACUAUCCACAAGGCUUCUAGCCUAGAUAUGGAGCACAAAAGAAGAAUAACUGGCCUUCUACUGUCAAUGACCACCAUCUUUAUCUUCUGCUACCUCCCCUACCAUGUGGUCCUUUUUAUCCGUUCAUAUGUCAGUGACAUGAACUACUGUAGCUGCGAGAUUGAAAUGCGGGUCAGACCGGCCUAUCGGGUCUCCUUUGCCCUCACGAGCCUCAGUAGCGCGCUAGACCCUUUUAUUAACAUCUUUGUCAGCGAUGGAGUGAAGCGGGAUUUAAUGGUGGAACUUCGAGCAAUUUGGUUUUGUUUGGUAAAUCGAGGAAGGACUGCCAAAGCCAAAAGGAGAUGCCUUAACUUUGUAUGUGAUGAGGCUGUAAUGAACGGUAAUGGUCCCCUGUGCACGCAUCAAACAAAAAUACAGACCCGACUCUAGAGAAAGGAACCUUAGUCUGGUCUAGAUUGGGCUCGGCAGAAUGUAUGGCUUCUUAUGGUAUGGAUUAAAACUUGUGAAAUCAACAGAGGAGCAACAUAUGCCAGAAACAGAAGAGGACUACGGCAGGACGGUCCAAGAUAUCCUAAAUGUGUGGACUACUUGCUAUCAAAAGUGGUAGAUCUUCUCAUGGAUUACAAUUUACUUGUAUAUAGAGAAAAGUCAACCAUACAAUCCUUUCCUGGCUGCUUUUGAAUAAAGAACUUUAUACAAUAUUAAAGGGGUUGUCCGGGAUUACAAAAACACCUGACUGGGCCACACGUCUCAAUAGGUUGUGAGCGGCAGCUCGGCCCCGUUAUCUUCAAUAGAACUGCACUGCAAUACCGGACCCAACCUACAGGUGCAACGUGGUUUCUAGACGAAAGCAGCCAUGUUUUUCUGAGACUGGACCAUAAUGAACAAUCAACUUGCUGCGUCGUCCCCUCCUGUAAUAUCUGGGUCAGGGGCCACAGACUGUUGGCGAGAUGCGUUUGUGAUCUCAGUGUUUUAUAGACUCUAUUAUUUUUCUGGCAGUAUUACAGAGGUGGAGCAAGAUUUAGUAUUAAAUAUUGAUCUGUAUCAGAUCGAGAGCUGCAAAAAAGGUGCCCAAAAUUUUUAAAACAGAGCUGCGGCACUCCAGCUGCUGCAAAACUACAACUCCUAGCUUGGCUGCUCUUGUAACUCCCAUAGAUGUGAGUGGAGCAUGCUGAGAGUUGUAGUUUCAGAACAGCUGGAGUGCCAGAGGCUGCUGAUCCCUGCCAUAGGAUCUUGUAUGAGAUUGUGAAAUGGCUGCUGUCUGGGAACAAUAGAUUACAUUCAACUGCACAGC